Molecule: messenger RNA, 2958 nt
Organism: Pocillopora verrucosa
Lineage: Eukaryota; Metazoa; Cnidaria; Anthozoa; Scleractinia; Pocilloporidae
Product: coronin-1A
Biological process (GO): actin filament organization
Molecular function (GO): actin filament binding
Source: RefSeq, a predicted model, not a curated record
GAGAAGAAGACCGAAGAUAUCACGCUAAUUCAAUAACUGAUUGGAAAGAAGGCCUUUACAGUCCUCCUGCCUUGUUGAAUUAAGUUGUUUGCUUAGAGCGGUGUAUGUAGCGUCAAAAGUCUUAAGAGAUACCUGCAAAUCCAAGCGGUAGCACGACCAGUUUCGAAACAAUAGCGUUGUUGACGUUUUAGCGAACAUGUCCUCCCGGAGUUCGUUCAAAGUACCUCGUUCCUCUAAGUUUAAGCAUGUAUUCGGGAAUCCUUUCAAGAAAGAUAAAUGUUACGAAGCCAUCAGGUUAUCGACGAAAUCGACGGAUGGAGGUAGUCAUUGUGCAGUAAAUCCUAAAUUCAUUGCAGUCGUGGUUGAAUCGAGUGGCGGGGGAACAUUCCUUGUUCUACCGCUCGAACAGGUUGGUCGUGUUCCUAUAGAUGCCCCAAAAGUAACUGGACAUGGGCGGCCUGUUCUUGAUAUUCAAUGGAACCCUUUUAAUGACCAACAAAUAGCUUCCAGUGCUGAGGAUGGUUCAAUCAAAGUAUGGCAUAUUCCUGAAGAUGGCCUAUCAAUGGACCUUGAUGAACAUUUAGUUGAUUUAAGGGGGCACUCUCGUAAGGUCAAUAUUAUUCGAUGGCAUCCUUGUGCUGAAGGGGUCAUUGCUAGUGCUGGGUAUGACAAUGAAGUUAGAAUUUGGGAUAUUGUGGAUGACAGAGAAGCUGCAACAAUACUCAAGGGACAUCCUGAUACAAUUUUUUCACUGUCUUUCAAUUACAAUGGUAGUUUACUGGCUUCCACUUGUAAAGACAAGAAGAUACGAGUUAUAGAUCCCAGAGCUGGAAGACUUGCAGCGCAUGGAUUGGGACACCCUGGCAAUAAGAGCUCUCAUGUGGUUUUUCUUGGUGAUAUGAACAUGCUCUUUACAACAGGAUUCUCAAGAAUGAACGAGAGACAAGUAGCCAUCUGGGAUGUGAGAAAUUUGAAAAAAGCUAUCAAAAUUGAUAGUGUGGAUUCUUCAUCAGGUGUUCUGCUCCCCUAUUAUGAUCACGACACAAGGAUUGUUUUUCUUGCUGGAAAGGGCGAUGGCAAUAUCAGGUACUAUGAAGUAUCAGAAUCUGAGCCAUACUUCACCUUCCUAAAUGAGUACCGUAGUUCAUCACCUCAACGUGGCUUUGGUGUCAUGCCAAAGAGAGGUGUUGAUGUCACUGCAUGUGAGAUUUAUAGGUUUUAUAAGCUGCACAACAACAACUUUGUGGAACCAAUUGCCAUGACUGUUCCAAGAAGGCAAUCCAGUGUACUUCAGCGAGACUUAUAUCCAUUGACUCCAUCAGAUAAACCUUCCAUGAGGGCUCGUGAAUGGAUUGACCAAGGACUUAAUAGAAAUCCAAACCUCAUGGACCUCCUGAAAGACUUUCCUCUUUUGGAUGGAGAGGUAGAGACCCGUGAUAUGAGAACAAGAGAACAGCGAGAGAGAGAGGACAGGCGUGCAUCAACUGGAAGAGCAGAAUACCAGGCUGUCAGAAGUCCAACUUCUGAAUCACCACCAAAGUCACCACCAAAGUCUCCAGUAAGAGUUAGCAGUAGAAAUGAAGAACAACGUUAUCCAACUUCACCUGAAACCAACCAUGUGUCUACCAGAGGACAGAAUGGAGAGAGUGAAGUUCAGUAUGUUCGAGCAACUGAAGUGUCAAGUAAGCCAGAAACCAAACAGAGAGACCCAAUCCAGGUCACAGCAAAAGCAGUAGAUAAUGGUAGAGGGUCUUCUUUGGAAAAAAGACGACCAAGUGGAGGAGGUAGAAGGCGCUCAGGGGAUUUUGCAAACUGGGAUAUUGACACUUUGAGACUUGCUUACAGUGAUCAGAGAGAAGAGAUAGUCUUCCUUGAAACUCAACUUAGAGCCAAAGAUGCAAAAAUUACCCAGCUUGAAAAAGAAAACCAAUACCUAAGAGAAAAAACGCAGAGGUAUUAGUUAAACGAAAAGUGGCACACUCACAGACAAGCAGCUUUUCAUCUAACUUUUUUUUAGACCUAGAAGAUCACAUGUAAUUUAUGUGCUACAUUGUGAGAGUUUAUUUCUGUGAAAUACAGAAUUUCAAGGUAUAUUUCUGCUAAGUGUGUAAUUUUAUCGUUAUUUAUGUGUAUGUUUUAGGAAACGCUUGCUAUUUGUCGUAAGUUUUAUCUAAAAAAAAAGAAAAGCAAACUAUUUUAGAGUUAUUUUAACAAAGGCAGUGAAGCACAAUCAUUAGUAGGCUUAUUAGUAAGGUCAAGUAAUAAUGAUGCAAAUGUACCUCUGUAAAUUGUAGUUUAAGGUAAUUCUUGAAGAUUAUGCAGUUGUAAUAAGGUCCAGAGUUAUUUUCUUAAUAUUUGAAUAUCGGACGUCUUGAAUUUAUUCUGGUUUAAAGAAGAACUCUAACGGGUGAUGAUUUUGGUUCGCUGGGAAUUGAGAGUACUAUCAACUUGAUGUUUUUUAGAGCAGGCCAACUUUUGGUGGUGGGGGAGGGAUGGGUUGUUGGGUCAUUUUUAUGAGGUGGGGUAGUGGGUAGUUUGGAAAUUAUAAUCUUCCGAGCAAAUUUGAGCGAAAAAUGUUGGGAUACAGGUUUUACAUGUGCCUGUAGUAAAGGCGUGGUGUUCUUUUCCUUCUGAUAAAUUGACCAUAUUCCUGACUAAUAUUGAGUAUGAAGUACUGUAUAGAAAUGCGCAUAUCGUGUAAUUACCCUAACCCGUUCACUUCCAGAAGUGAUGAGCAUUUAACUUCUCCCUAUAAUUUCCAAACAUUAUCCAGCAAACAGGCAAUGAUAAUACUCAAAAUGAUCAGUUAGAAGUUGUUACCUUGAUCUAACGCCAUAACCUUGUAACUAAUUUACAAGGAAAUGUGUUGUAGCUGGAGGGAGAAUUAACAAUCAGAUCUUGUGAGGGCUAAGUGAAGUGAAGUCUAGUGGGGACUUGAUUAAAAAAAUAGAGCUUGUG